UUCAAGGUUUGGGAGGAGGCGGCUGGACACAAUGUGAUCUUUAGACCGAAACUGUAGAAUCUCCAGAAAAAGAAUCCAAUGUCUCGAAUUAAGAGAGAGAUAGUUACCUUCCUUAACAUUCUACUCAAAGACCUUCAGUGAUUUCAAUGGAUUGCUGGACACUAGAAAACCUUCAUUAAAAAUAAAUGAAAAUACGUCGGAUCAUUUUCUGGAGGUAUCUGAAGAGUUAUCUACUAUUAAAUCUUUACUUAGCGUGAUUUUCUUGAGAAGUUUGCAAAGAGGAAUCUCACCGUUGGCGAUUUGGAAUUUUAAAUACAAAAUACAUUUGGAUUUUACCGAUCUACUCUCAUGACAGUUUGGUUUCGAAUUAUUCUUUUAACUGUUCUGCUUGAGUUAUGGCUUCAAGUAUUGAUGUCCUCCACAGAAAUGGUCGAAGUUCCAAUAAUUGGACGAAAAACUCAAAGAAUUGUAUCGAGAGUUACUCGAGGACUGAGAUUACACAAAAGACAACUUGGACGAUUCACUCAACAUUUGAAACCUGCAAAAGAAAUCGAUCCUAUACCUGAAGGACCUAAGGUUCGUAUGCCUAGAAUAUCAGCUGAUGAGAUGAAAAAAUAUAUAGAACAAGCUUCAGAAGUGGUACGAGUAAGAAUGGAAAGUACAGAACCAAGCAUUUACAGAAGUGGAGCUAUUCAGAAGCCUGGAACAUCUGAAUGGUAUGCUUCAGCUAUAUCCAGAUUAAAAAGCGCUGCUAAAAAUUAUUCUCGAAUGGCAUUGAUUGCUGAAGAGGCAACGAGAAGGAUAGCGAACGUGUAUGAGCUAAGUAAAGACCAGGUUUCCUAUGGUCUACCUACUGCUGAUAUAAGAGGUACUGUUUUAAGUACUAACUGUCCCUUUGAAGUCAAUUUUCCUUGUCAACCAAGAAAGUACAGAGCAUUUAGCGGCUUUUGCAACAACGUGCAAAAUCCAAGUUGGGGAAAUUCAAACAGACGAUUCGUCAGAUUUUUGGCCCCUGAUUAUGCAGAUUCUGUCGCUCUACCCCGUCAAUCUCUGAAUAACGAAUUUUUACCCAGCUCCCGUGAAGUCAGUAUGACAGUACAUACCGAUUCAGACAGACCUCACACACAUGUAACAGCAAUUUUGGCAAUAUUUGGAGAGUUUGUUUACCAUGAUUUGUCUCAUGUAGCUCAAGCUGGAGGUUUUCAAGGAAGCCGGAUAAAAUGUUGCGGAGUAGAAAGAAGCCAAUUCCAUCCAGAAUGUUAUCCAAUUCGUAUACCACAAACAGAUCCUGUAUUUGGACGUCGAAAUCAAAACUGUAUGGAAUACACUAGGACUUGUUCGGCUCCUCGUAUUGGUUGUACGCUAGGACCCAGGGAACAAAUUAAUCAAGUAACCUCUUUUCUGGAUGCAUCUGUUAUUUACGGGUCUUCAGUUGAAGAAGCUAACUUAUUGAGGACUUUCAGAGGUGGAGAGUUGAAAUCUCAAAGAACAUCAGUGGGUCGAGAGCUAUUACCUCCUGAUAAUGAGCAAAUGUAUUGUAAAAGUCAAGGAAAAACAAGAUGUUUCCUAGCAGGUGAUAUUCGAGUGAAUGAAAAUGCUGGUCUAGUUGUUAUGCAUACAAUUUGGAUGAGAGAACAUAAUAGAUUGGCACGAGCGCUUGCACAAUUGAAUCCGCAUUGGGAUGAUCAUCAACUCUUUGAAGAAGCUCGAAGAAUAGUGGGAGCAGAACUUCAGCACAUAACUUAUAAAGAACUACUACCAGCCAUACUGGGACAAGAUAUUAUUGAUAAGUUUGAUCUUCAGCCCCAAGGAAGCGGACACUACACAGGAUACGAUAUAAACAUCAACCCAGGAAUCUCAAACGCUGUGGCUUCUGCAGUUUUCUCAUUUUUAUUUUCGAUGAUGCCAUCCCAUUUCGAACUUUAUUCUCGUGAUUAUAAAAAAGUAGGUUCCAAAGCCAUGAGUGAAACCUAUUUCCAGCCAUCUGAUAUGUAUGAUCCAAACAAACUGAAUGAAUAUCUUCUCGGAUUGGUUAGUCAAAAAGCACAGAACCGGGAUGAGUUUAUAUCAAAGGAAAUGACUAACAACAUAUUUACAGAAACCAAUACAGGUGCUGGUACUGAUGUAGCAGCUUUGACAAUUCAACAAGGUCGAGAUCAUGGCAUACCUGGAUAUACGCAUUGGCGGAAAUUUUGUCGCCUAGAUCCAAUAACCAACACUUUUAAUGAUUUAAGAGCUGUUAUGGCCAGUGAUACAAUCGAAAGACUUUCUAAAACAUACAAAAGCGUACAUGAUAUUGAUCUUUUUACUGGAGGUUUAGCUGAAACUCCUCUGAACGGAGCUGUUAUUGGGCCUACUUUUGCAUGCCUGUUGGGAAGACAAUUUCACUAUCUUCGAAGAGGAGAUCGAUUUUGGUAUGAGAAUGAUAUACCUCCCUCAUCUUUUACAAAAGAGCAACUGACAGAAAUUAGAAAAAGCACGCUGGCUCGUAUUUUAUGUGACAACGCAGAUUCGGCUGAUUUUAUGCAGCCAUCAGCUAUGUACGUCAGCGAUCCGUUUUUAAAUGCCUAUCAAACUUGCAGUUCCGCUGACAUACCUGUUAUGGAUUUAAGCAAAUGGGAGACAGUAUCUCCUCGAUUUCAAGUAUCUUCAAGCACUCUAAAAGAAUCUUUAUCUCGAGCAAAAAGACAAGCGGCUGAAUUAUUGGAGACAGAAAAAAUUUCUAUUAGCAAAAAGAAUGGUUUGGCUGAUAGUAAAAGUCCCCAAGCAGCUCAUUUAAGUUUCUUGCGACCGAAGCGUCAAGCACAGCUCAUAUCGAAUCAAUCCGUUGUGUUGGAAUUCGCAUCUCAAACAUUUGCAAAUAACUACCUCAAUCGUGAUCAAAGAGAUGCAGAGUUUGGAUAUUCUCUGAAUUCCGUCCAAGAACUAAUGUCUGCUUUACCAAAUGUGGAUGUAACAGAUAUGUUAGAUAUUCCCAAAGUAUUUGAUUGUGAUGAUCAAACUCUUCCUUGUGAUCACACCACUAAAUUUAGAACGAUAACAGGAUGGUGCAAUAAUCUCAACAAUCCAGAAUUAGGGAAGAGUAUGAGAAUAUUUUCACGACUGCUUCCACCAGUAUAUGGAGAUGACAUGAGUUCUCCUAGACUAACAGGCCGUUCUGGAAAAUUGCUGCCAAGUGGACGUGCAAUAUCCACGCAAGUGCACUACGAUGUUCGAGCACCACAUGUACGGUAUUCUUUGAUGGUUAUGCAAUGGGGACAGUUUGUGGACCAUGAUAUGACAUUUACACCCAUGAAUACUGCAAGUGGUCUUCCCUUAAAUUGUGCUGAUUGUGAAUCAGCAAAGAAUAUUCAUCCUGAGUGCCUACCUAUUACAAUACCGCCUAAUGAUCCAUUUUAUCCACCAAUUAACAAAACUACUGGGCGACCAUCUUGUAUUUCUUUUGUGCGAUCAUUGGCAGGGCAGCUGACAUUAGGCCGCCGUGAACAGAUGAACCAAGUAACAGCUUUUGUAGAUGCAUCUGGAGUAUACGGAUCAGAUCGUUGUGAAGCUCGAAUGCUGCGAACAUUUAUUGGAGGCAAACUUAAUGUUACCAGGCAUCCUCAGGGAGCUAAAGAUCUCUUACCUCAAACCAGUAACCAUAAAGAUUGUGUUGCACCUUCUGGUCAUUGCUUUGAAGCUGGAGAUUCAAGAGCAAGUGAGCAACCUGCAUUGGCAGCAAUGCAUACAAUUUUUAUGCGUGAGCAUAAUAGAAUUGUAACGCAACUGCAAAGAAUCAAUCCUCAUUGGAGCGAUGAAAUGAUAUAUCAGCAUGGUCGAAGAAUUCUAUCAGCUGUUAUGCAGCACAUUACCUACAAUGAAUUCACGCAGAGAAUUUUGGGAAAAAGUUUUUCAAAUAAAUACGAUUUGCAUCCACAGGUAGAGGGAUACUUCGAGGGAUAUGAUUCUAAAUGCAAUCCUACAAUCUUCAACGAAUUUGCUGCUGCUGCAUUUAGAUUUGGACACAGCCUUUUAAAACCAGUCUUUGAUAGAUUAGAUAGAGGAUAUAGAGUGCUGAGUGAACCACUACAUUUAAGAAAAAGUUUCUUCAAUUCAGAUAUGCUAUAUACUCAAAAUGCUAUUGAUCAUAUUCUGAGGGGUCUUGUUACUAGUAGUAUGGAAACUUUAGAUCAUUCUAUUACGGAAGAAGUUACCAAUCAUCUUUUUGAGCUUAAAGAUAAACCGUUUUCUGGAAUGGAUCUUGCUGCUCUGAAUGUUCAGCGAGCCAGAGACCACGGGGUACCAGGAUACAACGAAUAUCGCCAAUUUUGUAAUCUUACUAAAGCUAAAUCCUUUGAUGAUUUGACUAAAGAAAUACCUGCUCAUAUCGUUGAUAGAUUAAGAAAUGUUUAUGACAAUGUUGAUGAUAUUGAUCUUUUCUCUGGCGGCUUGGCGGAAAAAGCACUUCAUGGGGGAUUAGUCGGACCAACAUUUGGAUGUAUUAUAGCUAAACAAUUUUCAUUGCUAAAAAAAUGUGAUAGAUUCUGGUACGAAACAUCUAAUCCAUUGAUAAGAUUUACAGAAGCACAAUUGACUGAAAUCAGAAAAGUUUCAUUAUCAAAAAUUCUAUGUGAUAACGCCGAUACAAUUGAGAGUAUUCAACGACAAGCUUUUGAUUUGCCUGAUCCUUUUAUGAAUCCCCGAGUUUCUUGUAGUAGCUUGACAUCUAUUGAUUUAGAGCAAUGGAAAGAAAGAGUUUCAUGUACUGUAGGAAAAGUGACUAUAGAUGUUGGAUCAGCAGAUAGAAUAUCACCAUGUGUCAUGUGCACAUGCACGAAAGAAGGGCCCAUCUGCCAAUCUUUAAGGAUCAAUAAUUGCAUUCAUCUUGCUAGUACCUAUUCCAAAGAAUCUGUACUAAAUGAUCACGUGUGUAAAGUACAGUGUGCUUUUGCUUUCCGUGCUCUUCCACAAGUUGACGCUGUGAGGAAUUCUCGUACUUCGGGAGGAAGAAAUGUCUUAGGAUUUAGUACUUGAGGAGGAUUUAGUACUAAAGUACUACUUAGGAUUUAGUACUAAAGUACUACUUAGGAUUUAGUACUAAAGUACUACUCAGGAUUUAGUACUAAAGAUACUGUAAAAUUGUUGAAUGAUCUGUAGAGAUUUGUUGCAAUGAAAAUUGUUGAAACUUGCCAAAAUGACUACUUCAUUUCUUCAUCCUGAAAAUGUGGAUAUGGUUCAUAGCAUUUGGCUUUCAUAUUGUGAUACUUUUCAUAAGAAGAUGUUUUUGUACAUUGCUAAAUAUUUCGCCAAAAACUCAUGAAUGAUAUUUAUUAUUGACGAUUCAUUAUUAUUGAUUUUUUUAUUGAUCAUAUUGAUUUUCAUUGCUGUUUCUAGAUCAUUGGCUUUGUUAUAUAUUCAUCCCUUUAAUUCUUCAUUGACUUAAUUAUGAGAAUGCUAGAAAACUGUUUAUUGAAAAGAAGAGUAGUGUAAAUUUUUAAAAAAGCUAUAUACUAUGUUAAUUAGUUGUUUUUGCUAUAAAAGUUGACGUCAAAAUUUCCAAAAUUGUGAUUACUGAAUAUUUGAUUAAUUUGUUUAGAAUGGUAAAAAAUUUAAUUGUUACAUUGAAGUAAAUUUAAAUCGAACGAAAGUUUUUGCUAUAUUUAUGACUGUUUUCAAUGUUUAGUUAGUAAAUUAUUAUUUUUUAAGUAACAGGAUUACGAAAUUAAAUUAUUGUUAUAUGGAUUUUUUUUUAAUAAAAUUUAUUUGGGUGUGUUAUAGAUUUAAUGAGGUUAUUUAAUAACGUACUGUUAAAAUGUGUAACACAUUAACGCAAAUUUACAAUAGAAUUUGAUUUUUCUGAUUGAAGAACGUAUUACUUUUGUAUAUUCUUAAUUAUUGUUUUGGAAAUAUUGAAAGAAAAAAAAUUAUAUCAGAAAUGUACGGUAAUGAAAAAAUAUUCUCAUUAAUGACAAAAUCUUCCUCUAAAUGAUAAAGUGUUCAUUGUAAUGACCAAAUAUUAAUUCUAAGAAGUAUUGUGAGAUAAAAUUUGUUGCAAAAAUGAUAAUGAAGACCUUUUCCUUACUGGCAAAAUUUUUACCAUUAAAAUUUUAU
Molecule: messenger RNA, 6090 nt
Organism: Parasteatoda tepidariorum (common house spider)
Lineage: Eukaryota; Metazoa; Arthropoda; Arachnida; Araneae; Theridiidae
Source: RefSeq, a predicted model, not a curated record